AUGGCUGAUGCUGAGGGCAUAUUCAGCGAAUGCUUCGUCGCGUUCGUCCCCAGCGCGCAGCUGGCUCCGAAACUGAUCAGCAGUCUCUCGACUAUUCUAACGGAGAAUGGCGCCACAACGGUCGACUAUCGACGCGAUGGAUCCAUACCAAUUGACCGAGUCACGCACAUCGUCUCCAACACGAUUGACUUCCCGCAGUACAUCGACUCGCAGGCGUACAUGAUUCCGGUUGUCAACACGCACUGGAUCACCAUUUCAAUAUCUCGGCGGAAGCAAGCGCAAGUACGGCCGUUUUCGCCCGAUCCCCGCAUGAUCUUCUCCGAAGUCGUGGUUACGUGCGCGGAUCUGCCGCAGAUGGACAAGGAGAGCAUCUUGGGAGCGACCAUGGCGCUGGGAGGGCAGGAGUCAAAGGACGUGGGCAGGCUGACCACACACGUCUGCGCGCUGUCCAUGGACCAUCCCAAGGUUGUGUUUGCAAUGGGGAAAGCCUGGAAGGGCAAGAUAGUUUUGCCGCACUGGUUUGAUGAUUGCUUCAAGUUGGGAAAGAGAAUCGACGAGGGUCCCUAUCUUCUUCCCGACCCCGAAAUUCUGAAAAAAGACGCCGAUGAAGAGCUCGACAUUCCGUCAAAUAACAACUUGGUCGGCGCAUCAUCAGCGAACCCUGAGUUUAUAUCUCUGUCUGACGGAAACUCGGCCAGACCGCCUGUUACCGUCUUUCAGGACAAGCUUAUCUUGCUCGGUUCCGACCUAAAGAUAACACCCCGCCUCGAGAAGGCUUUGAAAGAUAUCAUCGUGUAUGGUGGUGGUCGAUUGGUGCAGGAUGUGGAAGAGUGCACUACCUUGAUCUGCCAGUACCGAGACGGCGAGCAGUACGUGAAAGCCUCUCAGGCUUGCAAGGAAGUUGGCAACUUGUCCUGGCUCUAUUUCCUCAUUGUUCACAACGACUGGACGUCACCCCUGCGUCGCUUACUCCAUUACCCCAUCCCUAGGAAUGGCAUCCCAGGGUUCAAGGAUCUGCGCAUCACCGUGUCCAACUACGGUGGCGAGGCUCGCAUCUACCUCGAGAACCUUAUCAAGGCUUGCGGCGCCGAAUUUACCAAGACUAUGAAAGCGGAUAACACCCAUCUCAUUACUGCUCGCAACUCUAGUGAAAAGUGCAAAGCUGCUCCUGAGUGGGGGAUCACAGUGGUAAAUCACCUCUGGGUUGAAGAAUGCUACGCCAAAUGCGAAAUCCAGCCUGUCAACAUUAAAAAGUACAACCACUUCCCUCCUCGGACAAAUCUGGGCGAAAUCAUCGGACAGACCUCUUUCAAUGAGUCUCGGCUGAGAGAUUUGUUCUACCCCGGGGGUGAGGAGAGCAUGUCCCCAAGAGCGAAGAGAAAGAGAAAGAUCCUGGAGGCUGCUGAAGACAACGCGUAUUCACACGGUCCCGCGGAGGGCGUAGUGAUAGGCGAGGUGGCGCACGGAGGGGAUUCAGACACCACGCAGGAAGACAAUAGCGAAGAGGAUAUCAUUCCUUCAGCUGCUGCUGCAAAGAAGGGUCGGCGUACUGCGCAACAAGUCACGCCAGUAAGAUCCCGGCCUGGCAAGGAAAACGUGACGCCGGUUGCCAAUUCCAGCGGGGGACGUAGUGCCAAGGCAAAGGCCAUGAACAUGCUCUCAACAAUUGCUCCAGAUAUUGCGCUCUAUGAAAAGGAGAAGAAGAGAAAUACCAAGCCAGGAACUCCAUUUGGUGGCAAGCGAGCCGCAGAGCUGGCAGAAAAGGAGAAGGCUGGGAGUGCCAAAAAAUCAACGAGCCAUAGAGAUGACGCAGAUGACGAAGACCGCCCGGCCAAGAAGUCCCGGCCAUCUCUACCUGGCGUCGAAAUGCGCGUUAUCCUAACGGGGUUUACAAGAUGGGUGGGUAACCAAAAUAAAGAAGAUCAAGAUCGGAGAAAACUCCGCGAUCUUGGUAUUCAAAUUGUCCUAGAGGGCCAGCCUUGUGACUACCUAGCCGCGCCGCAUGUUGUGAGGACGGUCAAAUUCCUGUGUGCCCUGGCCCGCGGCCCUACCGUCAUAUCCUCUACGUUUAUCGAAAAGGUUCUCGAGACUGGUAAGCUUCAGGACGUGGACGACUUUAUCCUCAAAGACUCCGAAGCCGAAUCCAAGUACGACAUUGACCUCGAGAGGUCCGUCAGCAGGGCCAAGGCUCACCGCGGCAAGCUCCUUCGAGGCAUUCCCGUCUACUGCACCGACAAGAUCAAGAAUGGACCCGACAGCUAUCGCGCUAUAGCGGAAGCCAACGGUGCCACGUUCAUGAUAUAUCGCGCACGAAGUGGAUCGACCAUCAAGCCAACUACUGCAGAGGAAGACAACUUUGCACCUCCCGAGCCGGUCUAUCUUCUGAGCGGUUCCACCCCGGAGGAGAAGCAGCUGUGGCCACGCUUCAGGGACAUGGCAGAAAAGGGCCAUAUGGAACCGCGUGUGGUAUCGCCUGACUGGCUUCUCGACGUAGCAAUGGCACAGCAAGUGCGAUUUGACAAGAAGUUUCUGCUCGACACAGAAUAG
Trichoderma aggressivum f. europaeum is the source of this 2547-nucleotide messenger RNA. RefSeq lists its product as uncharacterized. The transcript is spliced from 4 exons. NCBI's taxonomy places the organism in Eukaryota, Fungi, Ascomycota, Sordariomycetes, Hypocreales, Hypocreaceae. The record is from RefSeq and is a predicted model, not a curated record. Gene Ontology annotation, biological process: double-strand break repair; DNA double-strand break attachment to nuclear envelope. Gene Ontology annotation, cellular component: Cul8-RING ubiquitin ligase complex; nucleus. Bases 1 to 2547 code for a protein of 848 amino acids.